AGGGAGCAUAGUUUCUUGACACUCCUCCAUACCAUGUAUAUAUGCAUAUUUUAAUUCCUCUUUUGAUUACUUUCAUAUUGGAAUAGAAUGUUAAACUGUGAUAUUGUGAUUGACUCAAUCACUAUUACUAGUGUUGUUAAGCUUUCAGUUUAAUGGCAGAAUAUGGUGGCACCCUUCUUCCGCUGCAGGAACUGCAAAAACCCUCUGGCCCUGUGCGAAGAUCUUCUGUCGAAAAACUUGUGGUAAAAUCUGGGGCAUCAUAUAUGUUCUCUCAUGCAAUGAACGUCAUUGUGGGACAAAAAGAGGACAGGAAGUUGAUGGCUGGUGUUUUUUCUGUUGCUGGUAUACAUUGCAGCAACUGUGGCCAAUAGUUAGGAUGGAAGUAUAUUCGAGCUUAUGAUCCGCGACAUAUGUUCAAGGA
Molecule: messenger RNA, 421 nt
Organism: Fragaria vesca subsp. vesca
Lineage: Eukaryota; Viridiplantae; Streptophyta; Magnoliopsida; Rosales; Rosaceae
Product: protein yippee-like At4g27740-like
Exons: 2
Coding region: 153-371 (72 amino acids)
Source: RefSeq, a predicted model, not a curated record